Molecule: messenger RNA, 2146 nt
Organism: Mus caroli (Ryukyu mouse)
Lineage: Eukaryota; Metazoa; Chordata; Mammalia; Rodentia; Muridae
Gene: Tmem61
Product: transmembrane protein 61
Source: RefSeq, a predicted model, not a curated record
AGAAGGCAGUGUCUCCAGGGAAGGAGCACUCCAAGCUGGUCCUCUGACUGGAUAAUGCUGUCCUGGAAUGUGGUGAGAGUAAGGGAGGGUGGGGGAGCUGCUCUCUGGCCCGUGAUAAAGCUGUCCCUGUCAACAUGGGGUGCUAGAAACAAUUGGAUGAGUGGCUUUCCCUUUUUGAGCCUCAGUUUCUCUUUCCUGCGGAACAGAUGUGUGAGGCUUCCCACAGUUCACCUAGCCUGGAUGUCUAGGAGUUUCCAGGCCCAAGUUCCAGCUGCAGAGUUGCCCUCUCUCUGGGAAAUUGCGUCCCCCUCAGUAGACUAUCCCUUUAAGGUUGGGCGGGGCCUGCUGGACACUGGCCAGUGAGGAAGCACUGAAGCGGGCCACUAGAGUCCUUGAGGUAGUUAGUGGCUAUUCAAGAACUAGGAGACCGUGGGUGGGUGGCUUCCCGGUGGGAUCCCCAGCUGCUGGGGGGGGGGUGACAAAGAGGGGAGGAACAACCUCACUGAGCCCUGGGCUCAACCUUACUGUGGACGAAAGCAGGGACCUCAAGGAGCCGUGAAGUGCCAAGGGUGCAGCUGUGGAAAGCUGCCAGAACCUCUCUAGAUGGUCGCAUCUGCAGAGCUCAGCCACCAGGCCUUCUAGUGUGCUGGGCUCUCCCCUAGUCCAGACUGAUGGCUGCAUGCCAGACAUGCGCCAGAGGCCGGGCGGCCUCCACUGUGCGUUACUGCAUGACGGUUGGUGGCACAGUGGUCCUGGUGGUUGGGAUACUCUGUUUCGUAUCGUGGAGUGAAGGCAAUGUUGCCGUCCAGCCUGGCUCGCUGCCCGCCACCGUGAAGCAGCCAUCGCCCGAGAUGCCCCCGACUUGGCUUAAGUCUGUCAUCAUCCUCUGCUGCAGCGUGGGUGGUCUGCUUCUGUUCUUUGGCCUGCUUUGGUCUAUCCAGGAAAGGACAAAGAAGUCAAGCCAGGGGGACUUCUACCGACUCUCCAGAGACCUGUAUCACCUUGCUGUGGAGUGCCCUGUGAAGGAGCCCUACAGGCCUCCUAAGGAGGCUGUCAUUCCCACUUAUGAGGAGACCAUGUACUACCCACUGGCUGAGGGUCUCCUGCAAUUCCCUGUGCAGCCUGAAGAAGACCUCCAGUGCCACGCCCCAGGGGAUGCCCGGCUGGGGUCAGCAUCCUUCUCACGCCCACCCAGCUACGAGAGCAUCCUCCUCACUCAGGGGCCUGUUUCUGGAUUGAGUGCUGCAGGCUCCAGCCCUGUUUGAGCUCAGGCUGCAGGAGAGUUACAGGUCUCCAGCAAGGCUGUGAAACUGGCCCCUAACCAGCAAGCUUUGCUCGAGGCCUCCACCAGGACUGGGUUCACAGCAGGCAUUCAACAAGAGGUCUAUUGCUGGGGGCUGUUUAUGCAUCCGUUGCUGUGUGAGCAUGAGUUGGCUUUAAAUAACCCCACUUUAUUACGUCUCACAUUUUGUGCAUGGCUGGUUCCUAUGGUUGUCCCCAUGAGGUACUGGGGGGCCAUGAGGUACUGGGGGCAUCAUUCAGGUCCCAACUGGAACAGGACCUCUAAGCUGGUGUGCUGGGAUCAGCAGCUGACAUCUGGGAGAGCACGUGUGGCGAACACAGGACGAGAACACAGGGCAGAUGUGGUCCAAGAUUACACAGACUCUGAUCUCAGUCCCUUGAGCCUAGGCCCCAUCCUGUACCGCUUCAGUUUCCUCAUUCAUAAGCUGGAAUAGGCACUUUAAAAAUAGAUUUAUUUAUUUAAAGCAUGUGAGUACACUGUCCAACACUCAGACAUGCCAGAAGAGGGCAUGGGAUCCCAUUACAGAUGGUUGUGAGCCACCAUACAGUUGCUGGAAAUUGAACCCAGGAGCUCAGGAAGAGUCAGUACCCUUAACCACUGAGCCAUCUCUCACCCCUCCCCCCAUCCCCCCAGGAUAGGCACUUAUAGCAAUGCCUGCCCCUGCCUUAGAGAGCAGAGUGGGAGGAGCCAUGGGAUGACAGAGAGCAGAGUGGGAGGAGCCAUGGGAUGACAGCAGUGGGUGCCAAGCAGCUGAAUGCAGGGGCACAGCCCUGGGCUAGAGGCUGCAAGUCUCAGAGUUGGUGGAGGGAAGUCUCCCCUACCAGAUGCCUGCCUGCCCAGCAU